UUUUGUCUGUAGAGGAGAGGAAAGACACCCAACUAUGGUUCUUCGAGUCUAACCGAUGACUCUGAUGUUGUCUAAGCUCAAGCCAAGGGACGUUUUUUCCAACAACUUUGGCUGCUGCUCAUGUAGGUGAAUGCAUUAGCUUUGAUCAAGCAGUCAAUGCAAGGACACAGUCCCUGGUCAUCUUUGGUCAAUCAUCCGGUCAGUCACAGCUGACCCAUGGAGGACAGAACAGAUAAUCCGAUGGCUGUGAAGGUAGAGAAACAUUCUCAGUGUGUCAUCCUGACUUACUUCCAUGGAGACAUCAACAGCAUGGUGGAUGCUCACUUCAACCGUGCUCUCAGCAAACCCUGCAAGGCCAAGGCGCCAUCAGCAAAGACAAAGAAAAUACGUAAAAUGAUAAAAAUGGAGGACAACAUCCCCUGUCAUGGGAGAGCUGUUGACCCUUACUCUGAGACACAGGUCCCUCCUGUAGCAGGACGCCUCAUGCCCUUCAGCCCUGCAGACGAUGCUCCUGAUGGGUGGCACUCGUUCACUGCAAGGACAGGAGAGGGCCCAGGGCUGCCGUCCAUUCCGUACUCCCUGUCCUCAGAAGGGCUGAGUCGUACGGGACAGGAAUACGCUACAUCCCUGCUCAACCUACUGCAUAAUGAGCGAGGUGAGAUGGGACCCAGCAUAGCCUCCAGCUCCAAGCCAGAACUGCUUUCCAGCUGGGCGAUGCCACAAGGAUUUAGAGAGUCUGUGGAUCCUAAUGGGGGCUUUGAACCUGGACACCGUCUGGACAAGAAGGACUUGUACUGGUAUUGAACAGAAAGCGCCUGGUGCAGCAGAGGCAGAGAACAACCAACAUACCUGUGGCUCUGUAAAGCCACCAGGCUUUCUGUUCACUCCAGUAGCCUUCAGAUAUUUUUUCUCGUCAAACAGGCCUGACUGUCACCUGAGAGUACACACACGGAAGAAACAGCAUCGCAUCCAUUCCCUGCUGCGCUCUUUCCAUUUCUCAGUAAAAUGACCUCAGCACUUCAGUAUGUAUUCACUUGAACAAACUUCUUCUGAAACGGGACAUUCUUUGACAAACCUGUUCUUCAACUCUGUCACUCUUCUUGUAGAUCUCAGAGCACUGUAUAUGUUGUUGCUCUCUUUGCGGUGGAGUUGGAAGAAGGGCUUUUAUCAGGCAUUCUCUUAGUGGGCCUACACCAGUACAUAGACCAGUAUUAAGUUAAAAUAUAAACAUUGUGAGCCUCUUGAGUGUGUAAAUAUUAAUGUUAAUAUCUGUCCACAGUUCACCUUGAUGAGUUUUACUUGCUAUGAGACUAUUUUAUAUAUCAAAAUGAACAAAAACAUGAAGGAUAGUGAUGUUGUUGUGACUUGUUUUCUUAGUGUAAUCUUAAACUUACAGUAUAUCAGGGGGUGUCAUGAACUAUACAAAAAUCUAAUCAUAUACAAACUUAAAUAAAUAUCUGAGCAGACGAAUACAAAAUCUCUCAAUUUGAUCACAGAUAGCUAUUUACCAUAAUGUGAAAUACAUCAAAAACCAUAUUUUAUAUAUGCAUUAGGCAAACAGCACAACAUGAUAAUAUAUAUAUAACACCUAAUGAUGUACUGCAUAUAAAAAAUACAUAAAAGAUAUAUGAUAUGUGUUUCUAAGUACAUUUACUCAAGUACUGAACUUAAAUACAAUUUUGACAUACUUGUACUUUUUCACUUAUUUAAUUUAUUUCCAUUUAAUUAAACUUUAUACAUCUACUCUAUGUUUCAGACGGGAAAUGUUGUACAGUUUACUUCACUGCAUGUAUCUGACAGCUAUAGUUAGGCCUACUGGUUACUUUUCAGAUUCAUAUUUAAAAAUGUUUGUACUUAAUGUACUUUUACUUAAAUGUACUACACGGAGUUUUUAACUGGUUAUGAAACAGUCUCAGUGUAAUAUUGAUGUAUAUAUAUAUGAGCAACAUAAACAAACAAGACCAUGAAUGAGAAGAUUGGUUAUUUCUAUAUAGUUAUUUUUAAUUACUUACUUACUCAAUUUUUUCAAGUCAAAUUCUGAAUGGUGGACUUUUACUUGUAUCUUUAUAGUGUGGUAUUGCUACUUUUACUUCUAAUAAUUUGAAUACUUUUUCCACCACUGCAUAUGAUUUAUCUUUAUGUUUCAAUAUUGUGGAAACUCAAUGUGUUCAAUAUUUAAUAAAUAAAGGAGACAUCAUGAAAAGAAUAUAUAUGAAUAGAUACAUACAUGGUCUGAAUAAACAGAUGGGCCAUCAUAUACUGUAAGCGGUGUAAUGCUCUGUUUGUCUUGGAUGGCAGAAAAAAACUUAAUUAAAAAUGGCA
Molecule: messenger RNA, 2322 nt
Organism: Morone saxatilis (striped sea-bass)
Lineage: Eukaryota; Metazoa; Chordata; Actinopteri; Moronidae
Gene: vgll1l
Product: vestigial like family member 1
Exons: 4
Coding region: 217-804 (195 amino acids)
Biological process (GO): regulation of transcription by RNA polymerase II
Cellular component (GO): nucleus
Source: RefSeq, a predicted model, not a curated record